Molecule: messenger RNA, 1572 nt
Organism: Theobroma umbraticum
Lineage: Eukaryota; Viridiplantae; Streptophyta; Magnoliopsida; Malvales; Malvaceae
Product: arginine biosynthesis protein ArgJ family
Biological process (GO): L-ornithine biosynthetic process; L-arginine biosynthetic process
Molecular function (GO): L-glutamate N-acetyltransferase activity, acting on acetyl-CoA as donor; L-glutamate N-acetyltransferase activity, acting on acetyl-L-ornithine as donor
Source: RefSeq, a predicted model, not a curated record
AUGUAUUCAUGUGCUCCGCAUUUCGUUUCUUUGAAAUUCUCCGGAAUGUUUUCCCCAAAGAUUAUAAGCUCUAUUUGUUCCUCAAAGGCAGAUUUUAAAGUAUUUGCGGCUGCAUCGGAUGUUAAUGAGGCGUCCAGUUACAUACCUGCAGCUCCUAUUCUUCUCCCUGACGGAGUGUGGAAGCAGAUUCCGGGGGGAGUUACUGCUGCUAAGGGAUUUAAAGCCGCGGGCUUGUAUGGUGGAUUACGCGCCAAAGGAGAAAAACCUGAUCUUGCGCUUGUCACUUGCGACGUUGAUGCCAAUGUUGCAGGGGCAUUUACUACCAAUGUGGUUGCAGCAGCACCUGUGGUGUAUUGCAAGAAUGUGUUAAGUAGUACAAAAACGGCACGGGCUGUGUUAAUAAAUGCUGGGCAGGCCAAUGCAGCAACGGGUGAUGCUGGUUACCAGGAUGUGUUAGAGUGCACAAAUGCCCUUGCUACAAUCCUUCAAAUAAGGCCUGAGGAAGUGUUGAUUGAAUCCACUGGUGUGAUUGGUCAUAGAAUAAAGAAGGAAGCGCUUUUGAGUUCACUCCCAAGCCUAGUUAAUUCACUAUCACCGUCUAUUCAAGGGGCAGAUUCUGCGGCAGUGGCAAUCACCACAACGGACCUUGUUAGCAAGAGUGUGGCCAUUGAAUAUGAGGUUCGAGGGACAAGUGUAAGAGUUGGGGGAAUGGCAAAAGGUUCUGGGAUGAUUCACCCAAACAUGGCAACCAUGCUCGGUGUAAUAACAACUGAUGCCCUUGUUGAAAGUGAUGUCUGGAGAAAGAUGGUUCAAGUUGCCGUAGGCCACAGUUUCAACCAAAUCACUGUUGAUGGAGAUACCAGUACCAAUGAUACUGUCAUUGCUUUUGCCAGUGGACUAUCUGGAUCAAAUUGGAUCACUUCUAUGAACAGUUAUGAGGCUGCACUUCUUCAAACAGGUCUUGAUGCAGUAAUGCAAGGUCUUGCCAAGUCAAUAGCUUGGGAUGGAGAAGGAGCAACAUGUCUAAUUGAGGUCACAGUAACUGGUGCAGAAGGAGAGGCUGAAGCAGGAAAGAUUGCACGCUCAGUGGCUGCUUCUUCACUUGUCAAGACUGCAGUAUAUGGGAGAGACCCAAACUGGGGACGUAUAGCUGCUGCUGCUGGCUACUCAGGGAUUUCUUUUGACCCAAACAACCUCCAGAUACUGCUUGGAGAUAUUAUGCUCAUGGAUGGUGGACAACCACUUGCGUUCAAUAGGGUGGCAGCCAGCAACUAUCUCAUUAAGGCUGGUGAGACACAUGGAACAGUGGAAAUUAAAAUCACUGUUGGCGACGGAUCGGGAUAUGGUAAGGCAUGGGGAUGUGAUUUGAGUUACGACUAUGUCAAGAUAAAUGCAGAAUACACAACAUAAAAGGCAUUGUUGGAGUGAAAGUUACAAUGUCCUGUACGGAUGCUCUAGAUUGUUCACCAUGUAUGACUUGGACAAACUAAUAGAAUAAUACGCAGAAAACUCCAUUGCAUCUCGCGAUUAUUCUCAUCGAAGAGUCACAAAUAAUAUUCUAUUUACAAAGCA